This is a messenger RNA of Megalopta genalis, 1615 nucleotides long. It is a transcript of the gene Mapmodulin, whose product is annotated as acidic leucine-rich nuclear phosphoprotein 32 mapmodulin. Gene Ontology annotation, cellular component: nucleus. The record is from RefSeq and is a predicted model, not a curated record. Gene Ontology annotation, molecular function: histone binding. NCBI's taxonomy places the organism in Eukaryota, Metazoa, Arthropoda, Insecta, Hymenoptera, Halictidae.
AGUCCGGUGAGUCGAGUGUUGAGUGUAGAGAACAUAGGACCUAGGCCAGAAUCGAACCGCCGUUGGGUUGGCUCCUCGGUACGGUGGUGGCUCUGUCCGACUGGUGACCGACCGUGGUCCGUCCGUCAUAUUCCCGGUUUGAAAGCAAGGUUGCGACUAGUUGUUGCGACGCAGGAAGGUGCAGUGGUCUGUGUACGGAGUUAUAAACGGAUCUACCGGCCAUGGAGAAGCGGAUAGAGCUGGAAAAACGGGGUAGAACCCCCGGUGAAAUCAAAGAACUCGUCCUUGACAAUUGUCGAAGUACAUAUAUUGUAGGUUUAACAGAUGAAUUUGCUGCAUUAGAAUCUUUAAGUCUUAUCAAUGUGGGUCUUACCAGUUUAAAGGGCUUUCCCAAAUUGUCAAGCCUCAGAAAGUUGGAACUCAGUGACAACAGAAUUUCUGGUGGUUUAAAUCUUCUUCAAUCAAGUCCAAAAUUAACCCACCUUAAUCUUAGUGGUAACAAGAUCAAAGAUCUUGAUACACUUCAACCUUUAAAAGAAUUUAAGAAUUUGAAGAAUCUUGAUCUCUUUAAUAAUGAAAUGACAAACUUGGAUAAUUAUAGAGAGAAAGUUUUUAGUCUUAUUCCUAGUCUUCAAUAUCUUGAUGGAUUUGACAUACAUGAUCGUGAAGCAGAUGACACUGAAGAAGAGGAUGACGAAGUAAAUGGAAAUGAAGAUGGUGAUGGAGAUGCCAAUGAAGAAGACAGUGAGGAAGUUUCAGAUGAAGAAGACGAUGAAGAUUAUGAUGAAGCUGGUGUAGAUUUAGCAGCUGUAUACAAAGAGGGUAUUGAGGAUGAUAGUGAUGAAGAUGAUUUCUUAUGCGAUGGAGAGGAAGAAGAAGAUGACGAUGAUGGUGAAGAUGAUGAACCGGAAGAAGAAGAAGAAUCAUCUCCUGCACGAGGCAAGAAGAGAAAACACGAAGAUGGAGAUUCAGGGAACUAGAAGCAUAAAAAAACAGAUUUCUGAUAUUGUUGAAUGAGUGUAAAAUUCAUAUAAAUAACAAUAACUGAGAUGCCGAGUGAACCACCUGGGAAUCAAACUAAUUGACCGACCAAUGACAGACUACAGUUAGUUGUGAGAGUUAAUCAGUAAAUCAUUGACUGACAAAUUGUCUGUAGAACAACAAAUCAUUGCAGAGGGAAAGAAUAUAGACGGAAAUGAAGAAAAAAAUGGUAAUGAUGGCAUAAAAAAUAGGGCUGCAUUCCAGCUGGACACAGUACGUUUUAGUUAUACUAACAAUAUUUUAUAUAGAGUAUAUAGUUAAAAUAUUAGCGGUGUUGCAUAGUGGACGAUAAAGAUCAGAUAUUGAUGGACACAGAGGCAGCAGUGGAGUUUUACACUUGAAGGAGCAUAUUUGUCUGUUAGCUCCAGUCGGCCAAAGGCUGGUCACGCUGGAAUGCAGUCAUCGUUAAUCAGUAAUAAGGUUACAUAAGUUACAUUUUAAAUACAUUAUUAUUGUACUAUGAGUAAGGCUAGAGUACACGAGGAACAACUUUUGUACAGGUUUACACCAUACAUUGAGAUGCAUUACGCAUCUGUGAUUUUUGGGACAGAAAAUAAAGAAAUGAAAUAUGUUG